AAAUAGCUUCGAGAUCACAUGUUACUCUUACAGCCGUUUAGGAACGAAAGUGAACUUCAAUAUUGUUCUAAUUGCCACUGUUAUAUCUGUUUUGAAACCGUUAAUCUUAUUGUGAUUUUAUAAUUGUUGUUUUGUCAAUAUCACGGUGCCUUGUUUUCAUAACAUUCAAUUCUUCAUUGUCUUUGAUUUAGUUAACAUUUUUGUGUAAAUAGAAUAAUGUCAAUAAGCUCUGGUUCAGAUUUGUCCGAUUAUGAAGACAUUACUGAUACAUAUAAAGUAGAAGAAGACACUACAACUUUGAAAGUUUUAGACAACACCAAGCCUUGCAUUUGCGAUUCAGUUGAGGAAGCUACUCGAUUUCUUCAUAGUUAUGAAAUCAGUAAUUCUGUUAGGUUUGCUGCCCUUUCCACUCCAAAGAGCUUUGGAAGUUCAGUUAUACAUGGAACCCAACAUAAAGUAUUAUGGGAAACAUCUGAAGACUAUGCUACUCCUUAUAUUAUAUUAUCUACAAAAAGAUACAAUUGUCACCAUGGUUUCGAUCGGAACGCUGCUGCAAAAAGGAAGCAUAAUGAAGCAAAAGAAAAUCAGAAAGUGGAUCAUUUAUACAUAACUGAUUAUGUUAUCAUACAAGAUACUAAAAGAGCGUCUAAAGCAAAGAUAAUAGAAUACUCGAACAUCGACCAAGACUGCUUAGAAAUCAAAAUAAAAGAAUGGAAAGAAGCUGACUCAUCUGCCAAUAUCUAUUUUCGACCUAAAGAACAGGGUAACAGUGCUGAGCUCUUGUUUGUAUACCAAGCAUUUUGGCAAAAAAAAACUGCUAAAAAAAUAUGGGAAUGA
Hydra vulgaris (swiftwater hydra) is the source of this 837-nucleotide messenger RNA. NCBI's taxonomy places the organism in Eukaryota, Metazoa, Cnidaria, Hydrozoa, Anthoathecata, Hydridae. The record is from RefSeq and is a predicted model, not a curated record.